AUGGCUGUCGCAAAUCAUGGGGCAUCAGUUCCAGACCUUAUUGCUAUUGGCAGCGAGCAAGAGAAUGUAGACGAAUGGAGAAAAAAAAUGCAAUAUCGAUCCAAGUUCACAGAUACGCCUGGUGAAAUUAGCCCAUAUGCGGUACCAACAUCCAGACUUGGAUCAAAUCACGACGUUUCUCCAAGGGCCUCAAAGCUACCAUCAGCUAGUAGUAUCGAGAAACUGUCUGACUCUCCCGGCGGUGGCUUCAUCGUCAAGUUAACAGACCCCGAGGGAUUCCCAGUCAAUUUGAUGUAUGGGCAAGCUCCAGCAGAGAAAGGGGAGUAUCCGGAGAAACUUACUAUCAACUACGAGAAAGACAAGCCUCGCAUUCGCAAAUUUCAGCGUUUCGAACCAGGCCCAGCAGCCGUGCACAAGCUGGGACACUUUGGUCUAUGUACCCAGGACUUUGAGAAGAUGGUCGAUUUCUAUACCACAACAUUCAACAUCGUCCCAACAGACUUUCUAUAUGUCGAAAAGGAAGGAAAGAAGCUCAAUGUCGCGAUGUUUGCCCAUAUUGACCGCGGAGCCGACUACGUGGACCACCACAGCUUUUUCAUAAGCACCAAUGCCACAACUCAUGUUCAUCACUGUUCAUUCGAAGUCCAUGACUUUGAUACCCAGAAGCUUGGACAUCAGUGGCUUGCCAACAAGAAGUACAAAUCUGUGUGGGGUGUCGGUCGCCACAUUCUUGGAUCGCAAAUCUUUGAUUACUGGUGGGACACCACUGGAAACAUGAUUGAGCACUAUGCCGAUGGAGAUCUUGUGAAUAAUCAGACUCCCAUCGGUUAUGGUCCCGCAGGAGACGAGUCGUUGGCAGUGUGGGGCCCUGAAGUACCUGCCUGGUUUUUGAAAUAG
Messenger RNA from Penicillium manginii, 897 nucleotides. Its product is annotated as trihydroxytoluene oxygenase. The coding region runs from base 1 to 897 and encodes 298 amino acids. Gene Ontology annotation, molecular function: methylmalonyl-CoA epimerase activity. Gene Ontology annotation, cellular component: mitochondrion. The record is from RefSeq and is a predicted model, not a curated record. Lineage: Eukaryota; Fungi; Ascomycota; Eurotiomycetes; Eurotiales; Aspergillaceae. Gene Ontology annotation, biological process: L-methylmalonyl-CoA metabolic process. The transcript is spliced from 3 exons.